Molecule: messenger RNA, 1821 nt
Organism: Coccomyxa subellipsoidea C-169
Lineage: Eukaryota; Viridiplantae; Chlorophyta; Trebouxiophyceae; Coccomyxaceae
Product: SET domain-containing protein
Exons: 12
Coding region: 1-1821 (606 amino acids)
Molecular function (GO): protein binding
Source: RefSeq, a predicted model, not a curated record
AUGGGAAAGUUUUGGCAUCUGCUAGGCACCCGAUCAUACCUGAUCGAAACGCGGUUGCCACUGCUGGUCACAGCAGGAGGCGAGGAAAGCAACACCGUCGACAACAAGCUAAUAGAAAGCACAAAAGAAGACGCAAGUGAUACCAAAUCACAUUCAGAGGAGCAGGACGGAGGCAACUUGGGCGAAGCUGCAAUCGGCAGUCCUAGUAAAAAGAAGAGGAAGCCCAAGAAGAAGGCCAAGAAGCUCGUGGCUCCACCCACUGUCCUCGCAGCAGAGGGGAGACUACCUUGGUCUCUGGCUUCCUCAGCACGUUUGGGCCGCCAUGCACUGGCAAAGCGCGACAUCAGUCCAGGAGAUCUGGUCCUCAUAGAGGCACCGGUGGCGGCAGUGGUGCGCUCCCAGUUUGUGAAGACAGUCUGCCACACGUGCUACAGGGAGUUGCCAGCUUUGGCGCCGCCUGGCAGCGUGCCAGAUCGGGCCGCCGCAGCGCCCAACAAGCAGUACUGCAGCCGCGCCUGCGCUCUGGCGGAUACACUCGCCGCCGUGACCAACCCCAUCCACGCCAAGAUCGACAAGAUGGCUGUGGAAACUCAGGUGGACCCGCAGCUGCUGCGACUCAUCUUGGAGCUCGACAGCAAGCGCGCCACAUCAGCGCCACCCGGCAAACCAACCCCGACGCCUGAGGGCACCUGGGUCCUUAAAUUCAGCCGUACGAAGGCAGGACAGCUGGAGGCGGUGCACUGCACGCUGGAGGAUAUGGAGACGCUGACGUCGCCGUGGGACAAGAGCCCCGAGGCCUGGCGCAAGAGUGUGCGCGCCGGCUGCGAGGCGCUUCAGCAGGCGAUCAUUGCAGAGGGCGCCUACCAGCCGGGCUCCCUGCAACAGCUCCUGGACAUGGCGGCGGUCAUAAACAACAACGCUCACGGCAUGGGAGCGGCCAACAGCACCAACACAGACAGCGCUCUGGGGCUGUAUCCUGCGCUCUCCAUGCUCAACCAUUCCUGCCUCCCAAACUGCGUCUUCGCCAGCUGCGGCAGCGACAUGCAUGUGCGCGCAAUCCGGCCGGUGGCGGCCGGCGAGCAGCUGACGGUGACUUACAUAAACAUCAUGGAGCCGCGGCGAAUCCGCGCGCGCGAGCUGAUGGACACCAAGCACUUUGCAUGCGCGUGUGAGCGGUGUGUCUCGCCCCUGGAGACGCACCCCGACCGCUUCCUCGAGGCGGUGAAGUGCGGGGCUGGCGGCUGCGACGGCUGGCUGCUGGAGCAGCGGGCGGACAACCUCUCAGAGGGCGACACCUGGAAGUGCACGGUCUGCGCCACCGCUGUUCCCUCCCGCUCCGUGGACGGCCGCACCGGGCCGCAGGACAUCACCGAGUCCUUCCGCGCCGCAUGGCACCAGGCCGCCAACAUCCUCCGCUACAAGGGGCAUGCGGCGGGGCGGCCGGUGUUUGAGGCAGUGUUGGCGCGCGCUGAGGGUGUACUGCAUCCCAUGCACGUCAGCGCCUUCGACUCACUGAUGCCGCUUGUCAACUGCUGCCGCUCGGCCGGCGACGGCGCCGGGGCGAGCCGGCACCUCGCGCGCAUGCUUGACACCAUGGAGACUGUCUGCGGGCUGCCCACUGUCGAGGUGGGCAAUCUGUACGAUCUGCUGGGUAAGAUGCUUGCCGACCGCGCCAACUCGGUGCCGGCUGCGCUGCGUGCGCGCGCCAAGAAACAGGCGAAGGAGGCAUGGGCUCGCGCGCUGGCAGUGUGGGCUAUUUCUCUCGGGGAAAAGCACGAAAAGUGCGAUGACCUCAGAUCCCGCAUGAAGCUGCUCCGCUGA